This is a messenger RNA of Setaria italica (foxtail millet), 1352 nucleotides long. RefSeq lists its product as uncharacterized. The transcript is spliced from 2 exons. Lineage: Eukaryota; Viridiplantae; Streptophyta; Magnoliopsida; Poales; Poaceae. The record is from RefSeq and is a predicted model, not a curated record. The coding region runs from base 347 to 1045 and encodes 232 amino acids.
CGAAAGCUCGGGCGAGCUCGCAGAAAAGAGACCAGCGGUGACGUCCGGCUCCCCUCGGCGCUCGGCAGACGCAAGCACGCGAUACGCCACGCCACGGAGGAGGGAGACGGGGAGCUGGGCCUGAUCGAAUCCGGGGUCCUUUCGUGCCAGGCCGAACAAGCAACACACAGGAUUCACACGAAAGACCCUCUCCUGUCUCCUCCUUGGCGAGUCGGUUGCUCCGCGCCCACGGUUUCAGUUCCUUCCUCGAGGAAGCCUCCGUUCCGUGCGCCACGCUCGAAGCAACCGCUCUCCCCCGUCCCCCCUGAACCUCACCAAACACCCACCCCCAGACCUCCUCCAACCGAUGGAGGUGGACCCGGCGGCCGCGGCGGACGAGAGGGGGAAGAAGGGCGCGCCCGGCGGAGGCGGAGGCGGCGGGGGGCUGGAGUGGGAGCUGGAGAGGCAGUACGACUUCGAGCGGGAGAUGAUGCUGAUGGCCGCCGCGGCGCCGGGCGCGGGGCCGCAGCAGAAGCCGAAGCAGCAGCGGCACCGGCCGUUCACCGCUGAUCUGCUCCAGAACUGCGACCUGCCCCCUCCCGCCAAGCUCUUCGGCCCCGUCCCGACCCUGCAGAGGUUGGAGAGCGCGGCGGGGGCGGACCAGAAGGGCGACGCCAUCGGCGGCGGCGGUGGGGGGAACAACAACGACAGCCUGAUGCGGGCGCUGCGCCUGUCGCAGUCGCGCGCGCGGGAGGCGGAGGAGAAGCUGGCGGCCGCGGGGGCCAGCAACGGGGAGCUCGCGGCGCUGCUGGUGCGGGACUCGGUGGCGCUCUCCGCGCACCGCCGGUGGGUCAUGAUGCUGGAGGCCGAGAACUCCCUCCUCAGGGGAGGAGGAGGAGGCGCGGCACCCCGCGGCGCGGACCCGGACCGGGACGGCGACGGCGACGGCGACGGCGACGCGCGGUGCGGCGGCGGUAGCGGCGGGUUGGCCGCGUGGUGGGUCGCGGUCGCGGUCUGCGUCGGCAUCGCCGGCGUCGGGCUCGCGCUCGGCAGGUUCCUGUGCUGAACAUCUGCGAACAAUUAUUCUCCCGGAUUUUGUAAAGCGGAAACUGCGGAUCGGAAGAUCGAAUUCACCUUAUCCAGGUUAGAACAGUUCGUUGAUACGGAUGCACACGUUCUGUGGAAAAUGGAAAUAUUACAGCUCGGUUACAAAUUCUAGUCUGUGAUUAGCGUUCCCUUGCUGCUGUAAAUCGGGGAGUGUACAUAGGAUUGGACUAGAAGCUGCCGUAUCCAUCACUGCACGCUUUCAUGGAAAGGAAAAGGAGAACAAAUCUCAUGGUCGGAAUGGGGCAUCCUUUAGGUUGUCUACACUU